UAUUGAUUUUUUACAAGAAAAAAUUUUAUUAAUUUUAAUAAAAUUUUAAUAGAAAAGUGUAAAAAGUUAAAAUUUAGCUUUUAAAAUUAAUGUGCUUAUAGAUUGGAUUAAAAUUAACAAGUGUUUAAAUAAAAUAAAAGCAGAAACGCAGACCAGACGACAAUGCUUAAAAGUGGGACUAUGUGGCAAUGAAUAAAUCCAAAUGCGAUAUUUAAUUUGACAUUAGUAAGCAGAUUAAUCCCACUACAACAAUGGAAUUCAAUUAACAAAACAAAUGAGAAAAGGUGUAAGAAUCUACAAGUAUUAGAAUUUCGAAAAAGAAACAAAAACAACUUGAAGAAAAAAUAUGUCUUCAUGGACAAAAGUGAAUAUAAAAAUAAACAAUAAUAAAAGAAAUAAAAAAUUUAAAAUCAAUUAACUUUUAGAUUUUAAUUUUACAAUUUCUACUACUCAACUCUAUUCUACUUCAAUAAGGAAAUUUGCAUGGAAUUCUGUAGAGAAACACAAUAUACAAUUUAAAUCAAUCACUUUAAGAAAAUAUACACACAGUAAAUAAGGAUUAGUAACAACAUGAACAGUAGUAACUCAGAUAUUCCAACAACAACGUCGGCAGCAGCAUUAGAAUUGAAAAAUUGUCUAAACAAUACAACAGCAACAACGAUACAACGUAGCAGCAACAAUAAUAGCAGCAGUUAUGCUUCAAACAUGCAGCAAACACCACAACAACACCCCACAACUUUGGGUGAAUUGUAUCAUGCCGGUUCGACUGUCACAGGCAGCUUAAAUAAUAGUACUAGUAUUAGCAAUAAUAAAAUGCCAGCAACAGUUGAAGUUAAUACUGUUUUCGCAUGUGGUAGCGGUGGUGCUGGUGGAGGGUUGGUUGCGGGCAUGAGUGCAAGUGUUAGUGGUGCUAUUUGUAAUGUCAACAACAUUGCAGCCGUAGCACAAACAACUGCAACAACAACUAAUAGCAGUACUAGCAGCAUUAGUAUGCAUGAUAACAGGCAAUCAAUAAAUAAUGGAGGAGCAGCAGCAGCAUCAUUGAGUGGCCUUAUGGUUGGUAGCUGUGGUGUUAUAGGAAGUGGGGGUGUUGGCAUGGCUGGUAUUGGCUCUAAGCCUCAAGAACGUUAUGUAUGGGAAAUGCGUGCGCGCAGUCCUAAUGUUACACCAGCCAGUACGGUACUUAAUUCACCAGAUCUAAAUACAGACAUGCAGUACAGCAUACAUCCUCAUCAGAGACAGUUGCAACAAAUACGUGUUGGUCGCAGUCCUGGUAGUCAAUUCGAACAACAUAAUAUACUGCCACAGGGCCUGGCCUCACCAGGUUCUCCUACAGAUGUCGGCAAAGCCGAUGGCCAGUGUUUAAGAGACGGUGAAAUUGUGGUCUUCGAUGAUAUCGAUACCAAUUGGAUGAAUAAAUCCAAUAAUUCAUAUUCAUCAAAUCAUUCUAAUCAUGCUCGCGAUUCCUAUCAUGGCAAUGAGGAUAUACUCAAAGUUACAAAAAUGAUUGGUCAACUACCUAUUGCCGAAUAUGAAGGUUCACCUAGACGUUUUGGCAAUCAACCACCAUCAAUGAAAUCAAAUUCAACGAAUGCCUCCGGCAAUAAUAUGGUGCCCAAAAGACCUCCGGGAUUUCCACAACGUGUCUCACCUAUGACAUCAUUAACACCUCAACAACAGCAGCAACAACAUCAAGAAGCUGCUCAUGCUCGACAUCAGCAAAUGCAACAGCAACAUCAAUUCUAUGCUCAAGCCACUAGUAGUGGCAGUUGUACUAAUUCCUCCAUCUAUAACAACGAUGCUAAUAACAAAUCAAUUGGUAAUCUUAUAGACAUUGAUGCUGAUGAUGAGGAUAUGAUGGUCUCUUCAUUGGCCGCCCAACAAUCGCAAACGCAAUCACAACAGACGCCAACCACUUCAUCUUCAUCGACACCACACAACAACAAUAAUGACUUGUCGUCAUCGUCAAAAUCCAACAAAGUUAAGACUCCUACAUUUGAUUAUUUAUAUGAAUUUUCAGAAACUCGCAAAGUAUUAGAGGAAUUUUUUAAAGCUAAUCCAGAGGAUGAAAAACGAUUUACGGAUUUUACUGAGAGUGGUGAUGAUAUGGGUAGUUGUGAUACCCAUCAUGAGUAUUUGCAUCAUCACGAUGAUGAAAAUAAACAUAUCGAAUCGGCCUAUAUUGGUCAACGUUUAGCUAGAAUACCCAAAGAAGAAUUAUAUAUGGUGCAUCGUUCUCCUACUAAGAAACCGGUGAGUUGA
Molecule: messenger RNA, 2262 nt
Organism: Lucilia cuprina (Australian sheep blowfly)
Lineage: Eukaryota; Metazoa; Arthropoda; Insecta; Diptera; Calliphoridae
Product: hybrid signal transduction histidine kinase L-like
Exons: 4
Coding region: 571-2262 (563 amino acids)
Source: RefSeq, a predicted model, not a curated record